AUGAGAAAUCGAGUACUCUGGAGCAAACCUCCAAUGAAGCGUCCAACCAACUUCGAAAUUGAUGCUCUUCUACCUGCUUCCGAUGAUCACACUUCUGAUUAUGUUCCUUCUAAUAUGGAUGAUCCAUCAACCAAGACAUGGAUAUGGGUAGUGGUGGAGAUGAACACCAACAAAAAGCACCUCAAGCUUAUGUUUCCAGUAAAGGACAUCCUGGUGGCAGUGAUGGAUGAUGAUGCUAACUAUUUAGAUGAUGAUGAGAACUCCAUAGGAGAAUUCAAUUCGGAUAUUGUAUCCUUCGAUGAUAAUAUAGCAGAUCCAUUUGCUCUGAUUGAGAUGAGUGAUCAAAUUUUCAAAUUUGACUCAAAGGUUGAAAAUGUGAAUGCUCAAGUUGGAGCUCUUGACUCGAAAUUUGAUCAAGUUCUGAAGUCCAUUUCUUAG
Molecule: messenger RNA, 438 nt
Organism: Lactuca saligna
Lineage: Eukaryota; Viridiplantae; Streptophyta; Magnoliopsida; Asterales; Asteraceae
Source: the annotation of a GenBank genome assembly